AUGAGUGGAUGGUCGGAAAAAAGUGACAUAUUUGCAUUUGGCGUAUUAUUUAUGAUGUUGAUUACCAAAAGAGUCCACAAGGAGAAAGGCAGAUCGAAUGUGGAUGAACCUUUUCUUCACCAGUGGGCCCAGAGCCAACACACAGAAAAAAAGUCCAUCAUGGGUAGCUGCUCACUUGUGCAUCACAGCUUGGAGGCUGAUCCAGAUUUUGUUUCGAGUGACGGACCUCGGAUUACACAGAUAGCAAUGCAAUGUGUGGAAUAUGAUCCAUCAAGGCGACCAACAAUGAAGCAAGUUGUGAGUUAUCUGCUUAACUUGGCUGUUGUCCAGGAUCAUGCUCGAGAUCUUGGUUUGGCAUGA
This is a messenger RNA of Ilex paraguariensis (yerba mate), 360 nucleotides long. Lineage: Eukaryota; Viridiplantae; Streptophyta; Magnoliopsida; Aquifoliales; Aquifoliaceae. The record is from the annotation of a GenBank genome assembly.